AUGCCAGCCUUAGUCCCUACAACACUGCCCCUUCUCAUCACAUUCCUGGACACACUGCAUGGCAUCCUCAUUCCAGCAGAGCAGAGGGGUGGACCAGAGCAGCCCUGGUAUAUUGUCAUCUGGGACAACGCAAUGGAGGAUGAAUGUGGUGAAGUUGAUGUGGGAGCUUUCGGCGGCUGGAUCCGUCACUCCAGAAGAUUCUUUCCCCACUGUUUAGCCAGGGAGAACAUCACUUGUGAUGUAGAUGAGGUCCACAGUGCGGAUAUUUAUCAGGAGAGACCUAAAGACCACAAACAGAAGCACAGGCAUUAUUAUCUUAUGUUUAUGGUGGUCUUGACAUUCGUGAACCUCAUAACAAUUCCUCUAGAUUUGGCAUUUUCUGACGACAUGCAUGGUGUUGCCCAUAAAUGCUGGGUGGCAUUUAAUGUGUUUUCAGACAUUAUUUUUGCUUUUGAUGUUGGCCUCAAUUUUCGGAUUGGUAUUCUGGAUGGUCAGGUUCCCAUCCUUGAUCUAAAACAUAUCCGAAAGGAUUACUUGAGCACUUGGUUCUUUCCAGAUUUGGUUGCUGCAUUCCCUAUGGACAUUAUCAUCAUUAUUUUGGAGCAGCAUUAUCAUGCGGAUACAAGUUCACUGAUGGCUUCGAAGAUGUUGCGGGCGCUUAUGUUUGUGAGGGUUCUGGGUAUGAUUCGUCUGCUCCGUGUGCCAAGACUCCUGAGAUUCUGCUCUCAGUUGGAAAGUGUAAUCAGAUUAGAGAAGUGGAAAAAAAUUUUAUCAUUCAGAUAUGUAUUUGUUAUUCUGAUGAUGUUUCUCAUUUGGCACUGGAAUGGAUGUAUCCAGUACUUCAUAUCUGCACUGGCAGAGUUUCCCCCAGACAGCUGGGUCAUGAAAGAGAAUCUCCUGAAUACUUCAGUUGGGGUAAAAUACUCGUUUGGUUUGUGCAGAGCUCUCUCUCAAAUGACCUUGAUGUCGACUGACCCACCAACCCCUAUCUGUAUGGAGGAAUGGUGGACUAUAAUUAUUACUAGGUUGAUUGGAUUUUUUAUUUUGAUUGCAAUACUUGCCUUCAUGAACGUAACAGUUGGUAACGCCUACAAGAAAAAGAAAAAACCGCUGAAAUCCUCCAAAAUCUUCAGUAUGCUGCCCAGGGCCUUGCGGCGACGCAUCACUCAGCAUUACCAGUGGCAAUUUGAAAACAAUAUCCUUGACACAGUCUCUAAACCACUGAAAAAGGUUUUGAAGCUAGUAUCACAGAAAUUACAAACUUCAGCAUCAAAAGAUCUUAUUUUUAGCUUAAUAAUAUGUUUCCUUUUUUCAAAGGAUAUUAUGGCAACCAUUUGUUAUAACUUGCUGACAAAAGGAUUGAUGCUCAAAAACCGUGAUACAGAUUUCAUCGAAGCCAUCUUGAUGAAGUUGAAAUGCGAGUUCUUCCAGCCAGGUGACAUCAUCAUUCGUAAGAAUGCUAAGGCUGACCGCAUGUAUUUCAUAGAGUAUGGACGGGUGCUGCUGAAGACCCAAUGUCUCCAGAGGGAGCUGUGUGAUGGAGACCACUUUGGAGGUGAUGUAUGGCACACUUUUUGUAGUAUGAUUCAGCUCCUUGUUAUCAAUCACUUAAACCACUACUCAACUGUCAAUCAUCUAUUCGCAUUCGCCGUGCAUAUUGCCACCCGCUGGUCAGAGCUGGUCAAAGCAGACACCGUUUUGCUUCUCGGAGGAGAUCAGUUAGCAACGGUUCAUGCUGUGACCGGCUGCAGGCUUUUCUCAUUGUCUGUAGCCAAACUUAAGGAGGUUGAAGAGGAGUUCCCUGAAGUCUUCAAUGAUCUAAGAGCAGCAGCUCAACAGCGUAAGAACAAUCUACAAUAUAAUGGGCUGUUCACAUAAUGUUCUUGCUACAGGACAGCCAGCUGGAGCACAGUGGAAGGAAAAAGAACACAUGGCCUAGAGACAUGUUUUUCAAAGCUGAACUUAUUUCAACUUGAUGCAGCGUUUUAAAAAUGUGCCGCUCAC
Molecule: messenger RNA, 2004 nt
Organism: Myxocyprinus asiaticus (Chinese sucker)
Lineage: Eukaryota; Metazoa; Chordata; Actinopteri; Cypriniformes; Catostomidae
Product: potassium/sodium hyperpolarization-activated cyclic nucleotide-gated channel 3-like
Exons: 14
Coding region: 1-1878 (625 amino acids)
Biological process (GO): transmembrane transport; monoatomic ion transport
Cellular component (GO): membrane
Molecular function (GO): monoatomic ion channel activity
Source: RefSeq, a predicted model, not a curated record